Engraulis encrasicolus (European anchovy) is the source of this 2412-nucleotide messenger RNA. RefSeq names its product ovo-like zinc finger 1a (gene ovol1a). Gene Ontology annotation, cellular component: nucleus. Gene Ontology annotation, biological process: regulation of transcription by RNA polymerase II; epidermal cell differentiation. Lineage: Eukaryota; Metazoa; Chordata; Actinopteri; Clupeiformes; Engraulidae. The record is from RefSeq and is a predicted model, not a curated record. Gene Ontology annotation, molecular function: DNA-binding transcription factor activity, RNA polymerase II-specific; RNA polymerase II cis-regulatory region sequence-specific DNA binding. The coding region runs from base 384 to 1361 and encodes 325 amino acids. The transcript is spliced from 4 exons.
GCGUUUAGGACAACCUUUGAAUUCGUCGAGUCUUCGGCUGUAUAUGACACAGAUUUUUUAUCCAGUAUCCGAUCAUACCUUCGUUGAUAUUUCAAGCACAUUGGCCUACCGGAGUUUACCUGUGCCCACCUUUACACAUCCCCAAGCUUAGGAGGAAGCGAAGUCGAAAGAGGCAGAACUGGAAAACAGCGAAAUAGUGGGAGAGUACCUGCGUACUAGGUAGCCUAUAACUUUGAAGAAAGCGGAAAGCGGAUUCGUCGAGUAGGGAAACAGUUAUGCACUCCUAGAAUUGUGCGUGGCCACCUUGCUUUUGAUAUAAAGAUCCUUCCUGUGCCGACUCGAUAGAACGUUUCUGAAAGAUAGCGGGCAGCCAAAAGUAGACCAUGCCUCGAGCCUUCCUUGUGAAAAAGGCAAGUAUUUCUCCAGGUAAACGGAACUGGAGCGAAGUGGCCGACCAUGAGAGAGGAGACAUCUAUAUUCCAGCAUCUACGGCACCUCCUUUGUUUUCCGAGGAGACCGAGGCCAGUCCUGCUGAGUCUGCCUUGUGCCUCGCCAUACAAAAGGAUCAUAUCCUGAAAACCCAAACCCAGAUCCUCACACGUGAAUACCAUCCCCUGGUUGCUAGAGCGGAACUGCCCUCCUCAACUGUUCUGGGGCGAGCCUCCAGCCCUGAGCCGGAAACCAGCAAAAAGACAGCCAGUAGCAGUUACAUUCGCUCUAAAAUUAAGGUGACUACAGGCAAGCUUCCUGAUGAGCCAGUACCCCAGCCCAGCAUAGAGCCCGUCAUCUCAACUACCUCCUCGGUUGCAGUCAGCACUGUUACAAACUCGGGUACCACAGCACAGCCCAACUAUGUGUGCCAAGUGUGCCAGAAGACCUUCCAAUACCAGCGGAUGCUCAACAGACACCUGAAGUGCCACAACGACACCAAGAGACACCUGUGCACGUUCUGUGGGAAGGGAUUCAAUGAUACCUUCGAUCUCAAGAGACACGUCCGAACUCACACAGGUGUUCGGCCGUACAAGUGUAACCUGUGCGAGAAGGCCUUCACUCAGCGCUGCUCGCUGGAGUCGCACAUGAAGAAGAUCCACGGCGUCACCCAGCAGUACGCCUAUAAGGAGCGCCGUAGCAAGCUGUACGUGUGCGAGGAGUGUGGCCACACCGCCCCCUCACAAGAUGCCCUGAUCACCCACCUGCACACGCAGCAUCCCAACAGCACGUUCCUCCGCAACAAGGUGGCACGGAGGAUGGCCAGUUCCGCAGGACGCUCCACAGACUCCCCCAUGGCUGAAGAGACGUCCCUACCCGGGUCUCCGAUGUCCGUCCACAGUGAUGACACUACAGGGUCAGGCGACUGCUAGUCAGUUGUCAUUUUUCUUCAAGGAAAGACGAGAUAAAGGGCUUAACAUACUGUAAAAAAGUCACGCGUGAAAUCAACUUAAAAAGAAAAAGGAGGCUGUGGGCAUAUCCUUUGUUGUAGCUUUCUGUAUUGGGAUAACUUUCAUAAUUUUGUCAUGAGCAAUGUCACUGAAUGUCAUGAAGAAAGUGAAACCAAUUUCAGAAAAAGACUUAUUUUCUUUUAAACGUGAAUCUACGUUUUACUUUUUGAAGUGUAAGUGGAUUGUAGGAGAUCAGUCCUUAUGUAGGCUAAAUGAAGGAGUUGGGUAGGAGAGAAAGAGUAAAAUGAAAGCUUUUCGUUUGUUUUGAUGGACAAACAAUCGACUGCUACUUUACAUAAUGAUCAUGCAAAUGUUGAGAUGCCAGUUUCUUAGAGAUCUGUUCGGGAUAGUGCUUGAUUGUGCUUCUGUGUGCUGCCCUUAGAACCCAGGGUGGAAUAAACAGAAAUGACUAUCUCUUCUAACCUAAUAGUUUCUCUGCACCUGACGUAAAGCCACAUAAAAUAGGUUAAGUCCAACUAUCAAAUUACAUUUUGUUACAGCGAUACACUGUAUAUACAUAUAUUUUUACGUUUUUUGCUAAGGGGGUUGUGUUUAAAGUGUGUUUCUGGUAUGGCCACGGGGAAUGUAAUUUACAAAUCUGUCUUUGAUGUUCAAAAUGGAUUUUCUCAUCAUCUAAUAUAUUCAGAGGUAAACUAUAUUGUAUAAAGAGAGCUUUAUAUUUAUCUUUAUAUAUUUGUACAUUUUUUUCCUGAUUUGUAUUGUGCUAGUAAGACCUGUUUAUGAUCGCCUUGCCCUCCCAUUUUGACACUAACCACUUUCUAAAACUUCAUAUGAUGCCCUUAAUGGGCAAAUGUUAUGGGUUACUGCCACAACUGUUCCCAUUAAUUUGAAUUCCUAAAGAAUGUAUGCCAGUGAACGAAAGUGCAGCUUGUUUACGCGUCUUCGCCAAAAUAUGAGGUUGUCAGAAUCACUGUAUUUUUUUGUAUUAUUAAUAAUGUCAUUAAACAGAUUA